UGCAAUUGUUAGUGCUUAUUCACCCUAAGAUAUUUAUGCCUUACUUCGUUAAAAGAUGGGAACUUUACAGCCAGACAUUUUUGGCUAAAUUUUGAGGCAUUUUGAUAAAAAGAUUUUUUCUACAAAUUUUGUGCGGCCAGCGUGCUGUGGUUGUUCAGUUUUGGAGCUUCAGUUCCUCUGUAUUAGGGUCGGCCCAGGUUCCAAACAUCUCGUUUAAGCAGAUCCCAAUCCACGGUUUUCCUGUAAUUUUUUGUUGUUGGGUGGCUAUAACUGGAAUUGACCUUGUCAAAGCUCCAUUCUCGGAGUUCGUAGUUUUUGAAGUAAUCUGAAGAAGGAUUUGCAUUCACAGAGGCAUGGAAGAACCUUGAAAUUUUGGAAGGGUGAAAGUUUGCACCAUAUGUUUAGCUAUUCUCAGACCAAACUACUGAUUGCAGGUCUCGAAGGGAUUGGCAGUUUGAUUAAUUUAUGAAUGAAGUUGGGCUGUGGAAAGGGACUAGUGCUGGCGGAAAGUUUGGGAAAAGAAUUUUUUGAACUUAGGUGUUGAGAAGUGGGGGAAAAUUGAGUGGAAGAAGUGUGGUCUGUUGGCAAGAUGUUGGUGACGAAUUUCAAUCAGCAUUGAGAUCCGACCCGGGAUCAGAAUCCCUCCAGUGUGUGUGGAUGAAUUUUAUGGUAUAAAUACACACAUAAUUACUUUGGCUCUUUAACCCAAGUAGAGCUGUAAGCAGCAAUUUCCGAAAGAAAAAAGAAGUGGAGGGUAUAGGGGUGGAGUUCGAGAACGGGAAUGAAUUCAUGGCGCCUGUUAUGCCGUUGACGGCUCCUCCCACCUUCGAUGUACAUAACACAUUAUUGAGAGAGCAGGCUCUCGAUCCUAAUAAUUGUGCCCACAACAACAACAACAACAAAUACAACGACAACAACACUGAGAACGACAACAAUAACAGUACUAGGCAGCAGCAGCAGAAGGAGCUGCCUUGUCAAAAUGGUGAAAUAAAGCAGCAGCAGCAGAAGGAGCUGCCUUGUCAAAAUGGUGAAAUAAAGCAGCAGCAGCAGAAGGAGCUGCCUUGUCAAAAUGGUGAAAUAAAGCAGCAGCAGCCGCACAGCGAGCAGGAGGGUUUGAGCAGGACAGCAGCAGUGGCACCGGAACAAACUGUGCUGGAUGAGAGAGAUAAUGAGGACUUGAAUAGUAACCCGAUUUCAGUAAGACCAAGAACCAGGGCUUCUUUGGACAUUACAAUUGCGAAUCAUGAACUGAAUGUGAGACGGAAAGUAAGCUGGAGUGACACCCGUGGCAACAACCUGGUUCAAGUUUGGGAAUUUCAGCCCAGUGACUCGAGCGACUCAGAUGAUGAUGGUGAAGAUGAUUCACAGGCUUGUGCUUGUGUGAUUGUUUAGUUUGGGAACAUGUACCUGAUGUGGAAGUGACUCAUUAAUAUGAGAUGUGGUUGUGAAAGGGGACCAAUAAUAGGAACUAUUAUUGAAUCUUCGUAUUGAGAGAAUUGCCUGGAGAGCUAUCAGAGGUCCUGUUCUAUUCUUCUUGUAUAAGUAGCUUUUUCUAAAUUUCUGACGGAAUUGAAAUUUAGUUUUGACGGCCGAAGUUGAUAUGCAACUUAAGUAGCCCGCUUAUUUCCAUGGCCUUGAUUAUAUAUGUACAUAAAUUGUGUAUGCUUUGCUGCUGGGAACAUUGGGAUACUGAAUGCUUAACCAUUUGGAAAAAUAGAAGCAUACUAAAUAAUCGAGCUAUAUUGGCAUUGAUUCUUUUUAUAUUUGAAAAAGAAUUAUGUUAAUAAAUUAUGGUAUUUGGUCA
Molecule: messenger RNA, 1804 nt
Organism: Cryptomeria japonica (Japanese cedar)
Lineage: Eukaryota; Viridiplantae; Streptophyta; Pinopsida; Cupressales; Cupressaceae
Exons: 3
Coding region: 790-1392 (200 amino acids)
Source: RefSeq, a predicted model, not a curated record